ACGGUCUUAGACAUCCGAUGGAUUUGAUAGCUUCAUCCCUAAGAAUUCACGCAGAAAUCACGAAGAUCAUCUCUUUCUGUCGUUCUAUAUAAAAGGGGCAGCGCGGGAUGCGACCGAAGUCCAACAUGCUGAGAAUCACGAUCGCGCCAUUUCUCGUUCUUUUGUUAUCGAUCUCGGCAUUCUCCUGGUUCGCUGUUUCCAUGGCUGAUCGGGAGGUGGUCGUCGAAGGCGGAGAGCCGUCGAAGGCGGAGGUCCACAUCGUCUACACCGAGAAACCCGAGGGCGACGAGCCCGAGGCGUCCCACCUCCGCACUCUCGCCACUGUCCUCGGCAGUGAGGAGGCCGCCAAGGAGUCGCUGUUGUACGUGUAUAAGAACGCUGCCACUGGAUUCUCUGCUAAGCUGACCCCAGAGCAGGUUGCUGAGCUCUCUAAACAGCCAGGUGUUCUUCAGGUGGUUCCAAACAUGAAACUUCAGUUGCACUCCGGACCUGGGAGGCUCCACUUGACUUAGAGCUUUUAACUUUCUAUACCAGGCCAAACAAUGCUAAAGGUCCUGGCUUUUCUGUUUUAUGUAAAUAAGUGUGAUACAGGUCAUGCCCUCUACUUCCAAUAAUAUUUGGACAUUUUA
Molecule: messenger RNA, 629 nt
Organism: Rhodamnia argentea
Lineage: Eukaryota; Viridiplantae; Streptophyta; Magnoliopsida; Myrtales; Myrtaceae
Product: subtilisin-like protease SBT3.11
Exons: 3
Coding region: 108-512 (134 amino acids)
Source: RefSeq, a predicted model, not a curated record